AUGCGGUUCACAAACCCAUUGGCGAAAGAUCCGCAAGCCUCUGAUCCCCCGCUCCCGUCGGAUCCAGUCACACAUUCUCUAAUCCAGGUUGUGUUACGAGAUGGAUAUGUAGUCAUUCCCAACGCCUUUACAGAGGCAGAGGCCCUUGAAGCAAAGGCAGAGAUUGAUCGGCUUCAUGGCCAGAGCCCACGCAUUGGCCGCGAUUCAUUUGACGGGUUUAAGACGAACCGUAUCUUCGCCUUACUGAACAAAACGCGCGUGUUUGACAAGUUUUGCCUGAUACCCCAAGUCCACGCACUAAACGAGUUCUUCCUGGACGACGAUUACCUUAUUUAUAUUAUGGAAACAAUUACUAUCAAUCCGGGUGAGAAGGCCCAGGUGCUUCAUUACGAUGACGGUGUCAUUCGGCUGCCGAGACCGCGACCUCCUGUCACGGCUGCUACGAUGAUUGUGUUGGAUGACUACACUAAGAUAAAUGGCGCCACAAGAAUUAUUCCCGGAAGCCAUCUCUGGGGCAGCGACAGGUUGGGCGAGGAGCCAGAAGCCAAGUCAGUGGUCUGCCCGAGGGGCAGUGUAAUUUAUUUCCUCGGCACGACAUGGCACUCUGGCGGAGCAAACAGGAGCGGCAAUCCACGAUAUGCUGCAACGAUUCAAUACUGCCAGCCCUAUAUUCGGCCUUUGGAGAACUUAAUGCUCGCGGUGGACCCCAGAAAGGCACUAUCGGGAGAGAUUCCGAGGAAGAUCGUCGAUAUGAUGGGUUAUCGCAGUGCUGUUCCUUUCGUGGGCUAUGGUAAGAUCCCUUCAAUGGAGAGGUGUUGUCCCUCACGAGUCACAGAGAGCAGAUGCUAA
Molecule: messenger RNA, 849 nt
Organism: Trichoderma virens Gv29-8
Lineage: Eukaryota; Fungi; Ascomycota; Sordariomycetes; Hypocreales; Hypocreaceae
Exons: 2
Coding region: 1-849 (282 amino acids)
Source: RefSeq, a predicted model, not a curated record